This is a messenger RNA of Racocetra persica, 1062 nucleotides long. Lineage: Eukaryota; Fungi; Glomeromycota; Glomeromycetes; Diversisporales; Gigasporaceae. The record is from the annotation of a GenBank genome assembly.
AUGACUGAUAUUAAUUCUCCAGUUAUUUGUGUUAUUUGCAAAAAUGAAUUCAGCAAAAAAACAUCAACGGGCACAUUACGCAAGCAUCUUGAUACACAACACCCAGGGUGGAGUACGAUUGAACUUUUUGCACUUACGCAAAAUAAUACAGUUUCAGUACAAACUUUAACUGUUGAUCAAAAGGCACGAUUUAAUACUUUAUUGGCUGAGUGGAUUGUUUCGGAUACCUUACCCUUUUCAACUGUUGAAAGUAAAGCAUUAAUUGCUUUGUUACACUUUCUUAAUGCCGCUCUUGAGUUACCUUCACGUGAAACCAUCAAGUCAAUUGUACAAAACUCUUUUAUUUCAAUGAGAAGUGAUGUUCAAGCCCUUUUUGGACAAAUUUUUAGUAAUAUUUCAAUUACGUUGGAUAUUUGGACUUCCCGUGCUAAUAUGCCUUUUCUUGGUGUUAUCGCACACCGGAUCAACAGUAAUUGGAACCUAAAAAAAAUUUUAGUCAAUAUGUGCAUGCUACCGCAUCCACAUACCGGUGAGGAUAUUAAAACAAAACUAGAAUCUAUUUUAGCAACUUUUAAUAUUACUACGAAGAUUAUUUGUGCAACUACGGAUAGUGGAUCUAAUAUUAUUUCUGCAAUUCGUUUAUUAAACAUGCACUUAUCUAUGCAAAAUUUUCAUUUUUAUUCACGUCGUUGUCUUGCACAUAUUCUGUAUCUCAUUGUUAUGGCAGGAAUGACACCAAUUAAACAUCAAUUGAAAAAGUACGAAAUUGGACAAUCGGUCGAUGAAGGCGAAGUAGUUCGCAAAAUUCUACAAGACGUAUCAACUAGGUGGAAUAGUACUUACCUUAUGUUAUCACUUAUACCACAAGAAGAUUCUGAUCUUCAAGUUGUUACUCAAUUUUUACAACCAUUUUACGAAGUUACUAAUAUAUUUUCUGCUUCAGUUCUUGAUCCUCGAAUCAAACUUGAAUUAAUGCCAGUUAAUAUAAACACCCCUGAAAACCGUGACUUUUUUAAUCAUAUUUUUCAAGAUUAUUCAGUGCCUGAACUAAAUGCUAAUACG